Messenger RNA from Brugia malayi, 258 nucleotides. RefSeq lists its product as uncharacterized. Bases 1 to 258 code for a protein of 85 amino acids. NCBI's taxonomy places the organism in Eukaryota, Metazoa, Nematoda, Chromadorea, Rhabditida, Onchocercidae. The transcript is spliced from 3 exons. The record is from RefSeq and is a predicted model, not a curated record.
AUGUAUAAUCGCGCUCGUACUCGUCUGUACUACUACCCUAACCCUGUUCCACCUGUGCAGUGUAAAGGAUGCCUACUAUCGGAAAAAUUUUAUACAUUGCUGACAUGCGCACUAACAUGGUAUUGGAUUGAAUACUGUUCGUUGCGGUCCUAUCAACAAAACUCAUCUUUCCGUGGAUAUUUACAAAUGGAACUUACGAUGCAUACCAACGAUGGAUUAACAAUUAAUGUUCCGUUUCCUGGUUACAUUUAUCUAUGA